AAUGCAGCCAAGAAAGAAGCUAACAGCAUGGACUUGGAUUCUUCCUUAAACGAAGAGUUAAAGUCUUUCGUAAAUGAAGAAUUUAGAAAUUACAUCCCUGUCCCAUCGUUGGCUGAAUCUUCUGAAUUCGGUAUUCUUUAUUUUUGCACUCCGGUUGCUGAUGAUCAGUCGACAAAUCAGUCUUGGUUUAGGACAUUGUCGUGGCCUAGUUUGAGACAGGCUCAUGACUCAGAUUCACGAAGUUCAUCAAACUUGAUCAGCCUAGGUUGGCUUUUUGACCAUUGUCCAGACAACUUUGGCGAAGUGAAAACGAGAGAAGAGGAAGUCUGUAUUCAAGGCCUGGCAUCUGCUUYCCAGAAGAAUAGAGGUAUUACGUUAGAAGUGCCAGCAGUUGUUGGAUGUGGUGGUUCAGCUUCAUGCGAAAAUAACAGAGUUCUAGAUUUGGGAAAAAUAGUUAAGUUUUCUGUUCCAUAUAAGCAAAUAAGUUAUUGGCUAAAGAGAGUCACGCCUCAAGAUUCACCAGAACUGUUCAGAGAGGCUAAAAGAUCUCAUCUGUAUAUUAUAUACGAAGUAUUAACAGCUGAACACCUUAAGAAUAAAGCAGUAGAGAAUUCCAACAUCGAAGGCUCUGUGAGUGCAACGGUACCAAAUGGUGGUGUAAGUGGAUUUGGAACUUGGAAGAGGAAUAAAGAUUGUCGUCUUUCACGUCCAAAGUCAAUGGGGAGAUACCCCUUUGCAUACAAAUGUGGCCGGGUUAAAGUCAAGAAAAAUAAAAGUCAUUUGAAAUUGGUUGGGCUCAAGGAGUUUUAUGAACCAUUUAAGGUCAUAGAUCAAAAUAAGCYACCUACUUAUCAAAGCCCAAGUUCUUCACAAGAGGAUGAGAUGUCAAGAGAUGAGUUCAUCGUUAUGAAGACUGAAGAUAAGAAUUAGUUUUAAGGAGAUUGCAGUGCAUUGUGAAUGAUGUAGAAAGUUUUUGACAAGCUAAUGUAUAAUCUGUGACAACUGGCUAAUGAGGCACUAUCAAAGAGAUGUCACAAACAAAUAAUAAUUAAUAAUAUUUAGGCAGUUUUUAUAUAAGAAAUAGUAUUGUAAUUAGCUAGUGGUGUAUAUAGUUUUAAUUAUAAUAAAAUAGUUUUAAAAAAGUUUAGUUGAAUGAAUGGAUCAGCAAUAAGAAUAAUAAAUUUUUGUAGUCAAUGCAAAAAGUAAAAUUUGAAUGAUAUUUUCAAUUUUCGAAGAUCAGUAGUCCUAAAAGGACUCUGGUAUUUUAUAAUUUAUUUUAGAAAUAUUUAGUUUUACAGCACUUUUCAUAAUUCUGCAACCUACUGACUCAAGAUGUCCAACAUUUUGGCUUCUGUCAAUCAAACUUACAAUGGACCAAGCUCAUUCCCAUCUGCAAGAGCGAUAAUAAAAUUCCYGCUCAACCAAUCAGAGCCAAACAUUCCCACCCCUUAAAAUGGACACUAAUCGUAUAAGGUACAAUCAAAACAUUAAAAUGUUCAAGGAAAUGUCUUUUAAUAAAUAUGGUUUUUUUUUUCA
This is a messenger RNA of Actinia tenebrosa (Australian red waratah sea anemone), 1536 nucleotides long. RefSeq lists its product as uncharacterized. Lineage: Eukaryota; Metazoa; Cnidaria; Anthozoa; Actiniaria; Actiniidae. The record is from RefSeq and is a predicted model, not a curated record.